GGGGCUGAGGCUCCCUUGUCCUCCCUCCCCCAGGUCCUGUGGCAUCUCCCAGAACGUGGGGGACCGGGCUGGGGGGGGGUCGUGUCCCCUCUGCUCUCCCCAAUGGGCUCUCCCCGCCCGCCCUGGACGCCCCCUAGGACUCGGCAGGAAUAAGAACACGGGCAGGACACCCAGCAGCCAUGUCGGGGGACUACGAGGAUGACCUCUGCCGCCGGGCUCUCACCCUGGUCUCUGACCUGUGCUCCCGGAUCCAGGAUGCUGAUGAGAAAUGCCAGGAGUUCUGGCGGAUCCGGGGCUACCCCCGGCCCUCCGAUGCAGAUAUCUCGGUGAGCCUGCUCUCCGUCAUCGUGACCUUCUGCGGGAUCGUCCUGCUGGGGGUCUCCCUCUUCGUGUCCUGGAAGCUCUGCUGGGUGCCCUGGCGGGACAAGGGGGGCUCGGCCCCCGGGGGCGGCCCCCUCCGCAAGGACCCCGGGGCCGGGCUGGCGGGGCUGGUGGGCGGUGGGGCCGCCCACCACCUGGGCCCCGGCCUGGGCGGCCCCCACCAUCUCCUGGGCGGGCCCCACCACCCCCCCUUCUCUGAGCUCCUAGAGCCUGGCGGGGUGGGCGGCCCCGACCUUCCGGAGCCCUCCUACCUGGACAUGGACUCCUACCCGGACGCCGCUGCCGCCGCCGCCGCCGUGGCCGCCGGGGUCAAGCCCAGCCAGACGUCGCCCGAGCUGCCCGCCGAUGGCAGUGCCGGGACCGGUGGGGGGCUCCUCUUGGUGCCCCCGGGCGGGGGGGGGCUGCCCAGUGCCCAGUCACACCAGCAGGUCACCAGCCUGGCCCCCCCGACCAGGUACCCGGCUCUUCCGCGGCCCCUCACCCAGCAGCCCCUGACCCCCCAGCCCCCUGCCCCGAGCCUGCCGGAGCCCGAGGACAGACCCCCGGCCCCGGCCCUGCCUCUGCCCCUGCCCGCGGGCGAGGAGAAGGCGAGGCUCAUCGGGCAGAUCCAGCCG
Messenger RNA from Gracilinanus agilis (Agile Gracile Mouse Opossum), 995 nucleotides. Its product is annotated as synaptotagmin-3-like. The record is from RefSeq and is a predicted model, not a curated record. The transcript has 4 exons. The annotation marks the transcript as partial. NCBI's taxonomy places the organism in Eukaryota, Metazoa, Chordata, Mammalia, Didelphimorphia, Didelphidae.